AGCCAAGCUUUCUCCUUCUUCUCAACCCUAAUUUUGAGAAACGAGAAUAUACUUUUUGUCUUGUUUUUCCUAAGCCCUACUUUUUAAAUAAGAUUAUCCUUUGUUGACUAUCCGGUCAAGUCUUUGUUGACUAUGGGGCGGUCACGCAAGACGCGGAAGCAACUGGCCAACCAAGAGUUAAUCUCGUCUUCAUCCUCUGGAAUCUUUUGAUCAAAUCCACCCCAUUGCUCCGAUUUCUCUGACGCCAGGUAACUUGAUCGCCGCGAUCCCAUGGAUAUCUUCACUUACGCUGGCAAGGUGAGGCUUCGCAGCGCCGCCCAUCACGCCAAAUACCUGGCCGCCGACUCCUCCAGCAAUGGCGCCGUCUUCCAGGCCCGGGGUUCCAACAAGCACGACGAUCCCUCCACAGUCUGGGAGGUGAAGAGGUUCCGCGACAGCCAGGCCACCCAAAUCCGGCUGAGGAGCAGCUAUGGCGGCUACUUGACGGGCUCGCACCAGAACUUCCUCCUGGGAUGGACGGGCAAGAAGGUUGUGCAGACCAAUCCCACCAAGGCCGACGAUCUGUGCGAGUGGGAGCCCAUCCAGGAUCUGGCAAAGCACGGAACGCUGAUCAAGCUGAGAACACGGUACGGAACUUAUCUUCGUGCCAACGGUGGAGCUCCGCCGUGGAGGAACACCAUCACCCACGACUUUGAUCGCGACGACGAUGAGAAUUUUCUGUGGGAGGUGGAGAUCGUCCAGGAGAGGGACUACUCGGAUAUCCAGUUCUAGAGAAAUGGAGAGAACCAACCUUUUAAAAAGAAUAGAAGAUCGAUCAUACGAGCGUGGAACGUUUACUUUCCUGGAAGAAGAAGAAACCAUUCUAAAGGAGAUCCAGUUCUAGAAAACGAGAGAGGGAAUCAACCUUGUAAGAAGAAUAGUCGAAGUAACCAAAAAAAAUCGUUUUUCCUUGGAA
Selaginella moellendorffii is the source of this 955-nucleotide messenger RNA. RefSeq lists its product as uncharacterized. Lineage: Eukaryota; Viridiplantae; Streptophyta; Lycopodiopsida; Selaginellales; Selaginellaceae. The record is from RefSeq and is a predicted model, not a curated record. The coding region runs from base 271 to 771 and encodes 166 amino acids. The transcript has a single exon.